Ictalurus furcatus (blue catfish) is the source of this 4315-nucleotide messenger RNA. RefSeq names its product ADAM metallopeptidase domain 15 (gene adam15). The transcript has 25 exons. The record is from RefSeq and is a predicted model, not a curated record. Gene Ontology annotation, molecular function: integrin binding; metalloendopeptidase activity. Bases 534 to 3494 code for a protein of 986 amino acids. Gene Ontology annotation, biological process: innate immune response; proteolysis; integrin-mediated signaling pathway. Lineage: Eukaryota; Metazoa; Chordata; Actinopteri; Siluriformes; Ictaluridae.
UUAACAAUAUUAAGAUUUACAGAUUCUGCAGGGGUGUGCAAACUCAUGGGCACAACUAAAUCAGUCUCCGCGUUAGUACUCGGCCAUGAAAGGGUUAAGCAGCAAGAGGAAAUCCCGCCUUGCUGACGAGCACUACAGCGACCUUGUAAACAUUUAGUUCAGCCGGAGCUACAGAGCCGCACGGUCCCUCCACGGCGAUUCGUUAAGAUGUACCAUGUUAGGAAAGAAAGAGUCGUUUGCUUUUUCUCAGUAUUGAAACUGACAACAUCGCAGACAUUUUGAAUGGGAGAUGACGACUGCGUGUGAAGGCGCGAGUGCUGGGCCGAUCUACAGUGUUCAGUUUGGACCGCAGGUGAAAGGUGUACACAUUCAAUAACCUUAAGUAUUACCCCCCCUCACCACCACCUGCCUUUAUUGACGGAUAGUGUGUCCCCUAAAGACGUAGCACACACUCUCGCACCUGGAUGUCAUCGUUGUGGAAACAUCUGGCAGCUUCUCACUCCUUUCUUUCACACCGAAUGGAAACAUAGACAAUGAGCCACGGUUUGCUUCUUGUGUUUCGGACUCUUGUCACUGUGCUGCUUUUUAUAACGUUUAGUGGUACAUUCAGGAGCGCGUGGACUUCAGCUGUACCUGGAGAAGUCUUCAGCACUGAGAGAAGGACAGAGUCCCACAGCCAAGAUGAUGUGCUGACGAGCACACCAGCAAUAACUCAUUCUGUUCACUCAGUGGCAGUUCGUAGGAGAGGAGUUAAGCCACUGGGGACGAUGAGACCUUUUGUCAUUGUGGAUGGACACAGGAGGAGCCUGAGUAACGUUUUACAGAAUGGUCACCCAGAGAGACUGGUGUGUGGGCUUCAAAUGGAAAACAGCCUUCUUCUGCUGGACCUGGAAAAGAACCAUGAUCUACUGCCUAAGCUGCCUAAUGUCUUCUACUACCUACCAAAUGGAAGUGGGGUGUCCAUGGAGGAGAGCCAGGUGGCUCAGUGUUACUAUCAUGGCUCUGUGAGAGGGUUCCCCCAAUCCCGUGUGGCCAUCAGCACCUGUGCUGGCUUACGGGGAGUGAUUGUAAUCAAUGUGAGUUUGAGCUUUGAACUGCAGCCAGAGGAAUAUGAUGAAGGCGUAAGGAGAAGUGGUCAUUCAGAAGAAGAGAAGGAAUUGCACACACUUUACCCAACCCACCAGCUGAGCUCCGAAUCUGGGGGAUGUGGUGUUUCUCACACCUUUAUACCACCCAUUCAAAUUAUUCCACAAAUACACAGGACUAAAAGAGAUAUUCUUUUAGAGACCAAAUACAUUGAGCUGGUAUUGGUGGUUGAUCACAAGGAGUACCUAAAUUAUCAGAAGAACAAGAAGACUAUUAUUUAUCGCAUGCUGGAUGUGGCCAACCAGGUAGACUGGUUCUAUCGGCCACUGAAUGUACGAGUGGCCCUGGUGGGGCUGGAGAUCUGGAGUGAUCAAGAUAAAAUCCUGAUAGAUAAGAGCCCCAGUGACACACUCAGCCGUUUUUUGGAGUGGAGGAACAGAGAGCUGCUGCCACGACUACGCCAUGACAACGCACAACUAGUCAUGGGUGAGUCGUUUGAUGGCACAACAGUGGGCAUGGCCUCUCAGUCUUCCAUGUGCACCAAGGACAGAUCUGGAGGAGUUAAUGUGGAUCACCUAGUAAGUGUGCUGGGGGUUGCAUCCACAGUGGCGCAUGAGCUCGGCCAUAACCUGGGAAUGAACCAUGACACAGCUGAACGCCGCUGCCAUUGCCAGAAUGAACCACGACUUGGAGGAUGCAUCAUGGAGCCAUCUACAGGGUUCAUGCCAGGUCAGCUGUUUAGUAGCUGCAGUGAGAAAGAUCUCUCUCUGAGCCUUAUGCACGGUGGAGGCAUGUGCCUUUUUAACGUGCCGCAGCCGGAAAAGAUGUUGGGAGGGCCGCGCUGUGGCAACCUGUACGUGGAGAAGGGAGAGGAAUGUGACUGUGGCCUACUUGAUGAAUGUAUUGAUCCAUGUUGUAAUGCCAGCACCUGUAAGCUAGUUCCAGGUGCCCAGUGUUCCUCUGAUGGCAUUUGCUGUGAGAACUGCAAACUACGUGUUGCUGGAUCAUUGUGUCGAGAGCCUCUGGGAGAAUGUGAUCUACCAGAGUACUGCACUGGUGCCUCACCACACUGCCCACCCAAUGUGUUUCUUCAGAAUGGUGAGACGUGUCAAGACGGCACCUCCUACUGCUACAGUGGCGUGUGUACCAUUAUGGAUGAGCAAUGUCUAAUGCUGUGGGGAGCCAACUCCACCCGUGCUCCUCCAGUCUGCUUCUCCUCCGUUAACAAACAGGGCAACAUGUUCGGCAACUGUGGCCAGAUGCCCAAUGGCUCCUAUAUUCCCUGCUCAAAUGAUGAUGUGCAGUGUGGUAGAAUCCAGUGUCAGGGUGGCAGUGAUCGCCCUUUGAUAGACUCAAAUGCAAAGAUUCUGACAACUAAGGUGAAACUAAACAACAGUGAAUUUACCUGUCGAGGAGCAUAUUUCCGUCUGGGCGAUGAUGUCUCUGACCCAGCCAUGGUAGCUCAGGGAACUGCAUGUGCUCCUGGCAAGGUGUGUUUAGACCAGCGCUGCCAGGAUGUGUCUGUCCUUGGUGUUGAGGAGUGUCGUGGGAAGUGCAAUGGCCACGGGGUGUGUAACAGCAAUAAGAAUUGUCACUGUGAUGUGGGCUGGGCUCCACCAGACUGUAAAUACUCAGGACCAGGAGGCAGUAUGGACAGCGGCCCUGCACGUCAGACCAGAGAUUCCAAUCGUAUUCAUGUGGCUCUGCUAGUCAUCUUUUUGUUUGUGCUGCCGGUGAUACUACUGAUCCUGGCACUCCGCCUCCCUCGCUGCCGCCGGAGGUUCUUCUGUUUCAACAACACACCCUUCAGCAAGGCCAGACAGCCCAGCCGAACCCCUGCCACUGAGCGAGCGAAUGCACAUAAUGGAGAGCAGAUCUUGCCGCUGAGGUACCAGUGGACCCCGCAGAAUGACAUCCCACUCACACGAGCCAUCAGUAAGGCUCAGACCAGGCCUGCUCCUCCUACUAAACCUCUUCCACCUGAUCCUGUCUCUAAACAGCCUGUCCAGUCGGCAGUGCAGCGGCCUGCCCCUCCCAACAAACCCCUCCCUCCUGAUCCCGCCCCCUCAGAGAGCAAGAAGCAUCGAAAGUUGAAGGUGACACGACCGGCUGCACCAAGCAAGCCUCUCCCCCCCGACCCUGUCCUGUCUGACAGACAGAGCCAGAAGCAGAUUCCCCCCAGACCUCCAGUUCCCAGGAAGCCUUUGCCCGCAGAUCCCUCUGGUUACCCCGCUCCUCUGCCACUGCUGCCCCCCUCUGAGCCACCUGGACACCACACAGCUGCUGCUGCUGCUGCUUCUGCCCGCUUCAGCCCUUCUGGUGCUGCUGUUCCUGCAAGACGUCCCCUGGUGCCCCCCGUUAGGGCAGUACACCAGCCCAGGAAGUUCCAUACACCUCCCCAAGUGUAAGCAGUGGGCCCUGCAGUUCAGGUUCUGUGUGCUGUGGCCUGGUAUUGUGCUGAGGAUUGACACACUUCUAAUUGCACUGACCAUGAGAGACUCGGCACAGCUGAACCAAUGCCAUGCACCUGAACAAGUUUAUCUAAAUGGAGUCAGGAAGUUCAUUUUAACACAUGGACAAAAACAAAAUGAUUAUCCAGUCAACGCAUUGAUAACGAAAGGCUCAGACACUUUAGAUGUUGACUGAACAAGUCAUCUUUCAUGUGCUAAACAGAGUUCUGUAUUUCUGUGUGCCAUCACCGGCUGCAUUGCUGAUAAGUGUCUGUAGGUUGAACAUAGGUUAAGAACCAAUGUUCUACAGUUAAAGGGCUAGAAAUCUAUCCUGUACUUCCAGCCAGUAACUAAGGAUUUUGUAAUUCCAGUUGAUUUGGCAGUAGCUAUACACUACUGAUUCAGAAAUGAUCCGAAAGGUUUGUUGUUACUGUCUUGAAGCACCACGAUGACCUUGAGAAAGCUACUUAAUAUGUGUUUGUCCUAUGAAAUGAUCAUUCUGUUAAUUUUGUAAAGUUUAAGCAGGAGAUAUAUAGAGGAUUGAACUGAUUGUACUGUGGAGCCCAGGUUGUUUUAUGUGGCACUUAUCUCAGUGUAUAAAUCUCACAUGUCUAUCACUCGAGAGAUGGUCAUUAACUGUCGAAGCAGGAAAAAAUUAGAUGCUGCUGGUCUGGACUCUUUGCCUUUUGUAAAUAGUAAAAGUGUGACGGGGAUAUUAUUGUUUAUUUUGCAAAAUACAGUAUUUUUAUGCAAUAAACCUGGAACCUGUUUUUAAAAAA